UAUUAAUGGAAUCGACAAGCUUCAUCCCACGAUACAAAAGUGUUACCUGGCUAUGUUUAACAGUACGAACAACAUCGUGUACUGGACAAUCAAAGAGCGAGGUUUCAAUGUCCUCCCCGCCCUCCGGCAAAUGUGGGUAAAUGAGUUCAAGGUAUGCCUAAAGGAGGCCAAGUGGUACAACAAAGGGUACAAGCCAACGCUCGAGGAGUACCUGAGCACCUCAAUAAGCUCAACCGGAGGGCCUCUCAUGCUCUUCUGCAGCUUCUUCCUCACUACCCACAACUUGACGCAGGAAACGGUCGAUUAUGUCGCCAACAUCCCAAGCCUCAUGAAGUAUUCUUCCUUGGCUCUUCGAUGUAACAACGAUUUGGGCACAUCGCCGGUUGAAAUGGCGAGAGGAGAUAAUUCAAAGUCGAUACAUUGCUACAUGUACGAGAACGGUGUGUCUGAAGAAGUGGCUCGAGAAUGCAUCGAGAACAUGGUGCGUGAAUAUUGGAAGAAGAUGAACAAGCAUUAUUUCGAAGACCGCCCAUUCCCCGGGCUCCAGCCCUUUCGAAAUGCAUGUCUCAAUCUGGUUCGAUCGUCUCACUGCUUUUAUCAAUAUGGAGAUGGCAUGGGCAAGCCAAACCUUGAGUCCAAGGAUCACGUAAACCAUUAUGUCAUGUCAGUGCUGAUCGAACCUAUUCCAAUUGACGAAUGUAAGCGCUAACUUAAAAAUUUCUUUUUUGUAUCAUCGUUUGAAUGUCAAUGUACCUUGAUUCAAGGGUCGACUUUCUAGUGUCU
Messenger RNA from Syzygium oleosum, 783 nucleotides. RefSeq names its product (+)-alpha-terpineol synthase-like. Gene Ontology annotation, molecular function: terpene synthase activity; magnesium ion binding. The record is from RefSeq and is a predicted model, not a curated record. The transcript has 3 exons. Lineage: Eukaryota; Viridiplantae; Streptophyta; Magnoliopsida; Myrtales; Myrtaceae. Bases 53 to 709 code for a protein of 218 amino acids.